Messenger RNA from Polistes canadensis, 2563 nucleotides. Its product is annotated as piggyBac transposable element-derived protein 4-like. Bases 782 to 2380 code for a protein of 532 amino acids. The record is from RefSeq and is a predicted model, not a curated record. The transcript is spliced from 2 exons. Lineage: Eukaryota; Metazoa; Arthropoda; Insecta; Hymenoptera; Vespidae.
AUUUAUAUGAAUCCAGAUUUCUUUUUUAUUUGCAAUUUAAUGUUUAAACAAUGACAUUAUUUUUUAAAUUGGUGAGAGGGAGUUGCCGAUCAUGCGCUAGGUGUUUACCUGGUAUAAUUAGCUAAUAACCAAUCACAUUCCUACAUGUGUAUUUAUGUUAAUAAUAGAUCUUCGCGUUAUUCUGUAUUAUUUCUUAAUUGUCUGUAUAUGUAUGUGUGUGUGUGUUAUAAUUAUAAAGGCGUAAUUAAUAAGUUUGUACUUAUUAUAGGCGUAACAAUAAGUUUUACUUUUGGAUGUGUAAUUUUUCAUUUUUUUUUAAAUUUAAAUUCUUUGUAAAAAAUUCCCUCUUAAUAUGGGAAAUGACGAUAAGAAUAUAUCACAAAUUUACCGUAAAAAAAAAAAAUUGGAGAGGAAAAAUUCAGACGAACAACUCUUAGAAUAUUUAAAUUUUAUUUUUCCGGACGAAUAUAUGGGUGAGUUCUGUUUUGAUGAUUUUUAAUAAAAAUACGGAUUUCAUAGUAAUGAUUUCGAAUAUUUUAAUAUAGACGCAGCCGAAGAAAUUUUAUUAAAAUAUCUUGAGACAGAAACUACUGAUUUUGAAAAACUUUACACAGUAAAUAGUGACGAUUCUGAAUAUUCCGAUAUUGUAUUAAACGAAGAAAAUACUCUAGAAUUUCUGACGUUUCAGGAACCAGAACCCGUUGAUCUAAAAAAUAUUAUUUCUAAUCUAGAUGUUAAUAAUUAUACAUUGACUGAUCAUUUUGAGCACGAUGAUAUUGGAAUGGUCAAUGACUAUAUAAGAAAUUUGACACUUCAAAAACGAAAACUCUUUGUUACAGAAAAUAUUCAUUGGAAAAAUGAGUCGAUAUCAAUGAAGUUAUUUCCUUUUAAAAGAUUACAACGCUUGACUCCAGUUGUUACAGGAAACCUUCCUUUAAAUUAUUUUCUACAUAUAUUGACGGACGAUAUUAUCAACGAAAUAAUUAUUCAUACUAAUAAUUAUGGAGUUAAAAUGAUGAAACGUUCAGAAAUAAUCGAGCGUUAUCAUACCAAUUCAUGGAAAGCCGUUACAAAAGAAGAAAUACUUGUAUUUUUUGGAUUGAUUUUCUAUAUGGGACUUAUAAAAUUGGAUCGUACGAGUAAUUAUUGGAAUGAGAGUACAUUUUUCUUCGGUUUAAAUAUGUUCGCAAUGAAAAUGGACAAAAAUCGUUUUUUAUUAUUGGUACGAGCGUUACAUUUUGCAGAAUAUCAAGACGAAUAUGAAAUACCUCCAGCUGAUCAAUUAUACAAAAUAAGGAAUAUUUUGAAUCUCUUUAAUAGAAGAAUGUCUGAAAUAUAUCAUCCAGGACGUGAAAUUAUCUUUGAUGAAUCUUUUAUAUUGUUCAAAGGAAAAUUAAUACUCCGCCAGUAUGUAACAGAUAAAAGGCAUAAAAGUGUUGGAAAAGUGUAUACUAUCGCAACACCAACUGGCAUUGUUUUAAAAUGUUUGAUGCAUAUGAAUAUAUUAGAUGAUUAUGAUGAAAAUAAGAAUUGUAAGAAAGUAAUGGACUUUUUAGAUGGGUAUUUAAAUGUUGGCCAUAGCGUGUACAUGGACAAUUAUUACAAUAGUUUUGAACUCGUAAAACUCCUCGCGAAAAAUAAAACCCAUUGUACCGGGUUCUUAAGAAAAAAUAGAAAAACUUUGCCGGAAGAGGUUGUGAAAGCAGUAUUAAUGAAAGGAGAAACUAUUUGCAGAUAUGCCAAUGGUGUAAUGAUUGGUAAGUGGAAAGACACGAGAGAUUUUAUCUACAUCUCUAACGAGUAUAAAAAUGAUAUGACUUUAAUCAAAGGUAAACGAAAAGAAAUGAAAUUUAUACCACUACCAAUUAAGCAAUACAAUAUGUACACAGGAGGAAUAGAUAAGCAAGAACAAUUGCUAUCUUAUUAUCCAUUAGAAAAAAAAAACAUUAAAUGGCCUGUUAAAUUGUUUAUCCAUUUAUUGCAAAUAAUAAUAGAAAAUGCACGUCAUCUAUACAAUAUGUUUUCGCUACGUGAUAUGUCUCUAUACGAUUUUCGUUUAUCAAUAAUUAGUAGUUUAUUGAAUACAUCAAGUUAUUGUCCUGAACUUGUGUCUAAUAAGUCAAAAGUAAGUGUCGAACAUGUCCUAAUAAAAAGUACACCAUUAAAACGUCAAAAGCAGAAGAGACUAUGCCAAAAAUGUUACAAACGCCAAAAACCCAUUUACAUAUGCACCGUCUGCGAAGGAUCACCGACUUAUUGUAUCGAUUGUUUAAAAAUAAUACAUGAAAUACAUGUUCCAAAUCUACCAGUAACACUUAAUGGGGCAAUUGAGAAUUCACUUUCUCGUCAAGGGCUAUUAGAGGAUAAUCAGGAAAAAUAAAAAUUAUUGCAAAGUGAUGAUAUAAUAUUGAAUAAUUAUAAUAUAUGUAAAAGUGAAAAAGAUUGACGACAAGUUUGCAAAGAAAAUAAUAAUUGAUAUAACAAAUAAUAUAUAGUAAUUAGUAUAUAAAUUUUUGAUAAAAUGUAACAAGACUUUGUCAAUGAUUUGAUAAUUAUUUUCUGU